Molecule: messenger RNA, 1498 nt
Organism: Cajanus cajan (pigeon pea)
Lineage: Eukaryota; Viridiplantae; Streptophyta; Magnoliopsida; Fabales; Fabaceae
Source: RefSeq, a predicted model, not a curated record
GGUUUUAUGAAUCAUAGAGCAUGGAGAGUAGAUGGGUUUUGUCAGCCACAAUAUUCUUCAUAUAUUUUGUCAUUAUGAUGAAUUGGAGCACCUACAUCUAUCGGUUCAAAGCAACAAGCACCAAUAAUUUUUCCAAAAAAACAAUCACAACCUUCAGAAGGAAACAAACUCAAUUCCCUUUGAACUGCUUCAAUGGAAACAUGACAUUAACCUGUCCAAAGGAUUAUUACCCUACAAGGUUUGAGCAAUAUCAAGACUCAUCAACAGAAUCAACAUGUCCAGAGUACUUCAAAUGGAUCCAUGAAGAUCUAAAACCAUGGAAGAGAACAGGAAUCACUAGGGAGAUGGUGGAGAGGGGGCAAAAUGUUUCACACUUUAGGCUUGUGAUAAUACAAGGAAAAGCUUAUGCAGAAAAGUAUGCAUAUUCUUAUCAGACUAGGGAUGUGUUCACAAUAUGGGGAAUUCUACAACUUCUAAGGUUGUACCCUGGAAAUAUACCUGAUUUGGAGCUGUUGUUUGAGACCGGGGAUAGAACUGUGGUGGAGAAACAAAAUUUCCAAGAAUCACCACCACCACCUAUUUUUCAUUAUUGUGGCCAGAAAAAUGCUUAUGACAUUGUCUUUCCUGAUUGGAGCUUCUGGGGUUGGGCUGAGCUUGCAAUAAGACCAUGGGAGGCAUUGCUGCAGAGCAUAGAAGAAGGCAACAAGAAGAUCAAAUGGAAGGAUAGGUUACCCUAUGCUUUUUGGAAGGGCAACACAAUGGUGUCCUACAAAAGGUAUGAUCUCACCAAGUGCAACGCUUCAGACCAACAUCACUCGUAUGCUCACAUAUAUCCUCUGAGCUGGGAUAAGGAGAUUGAAAGAGGGUUCAAGAACACAAAGCUAGAACACCAAUGUGUCCACAGGUACAAGAUUUAUGUGGAAGGAGUAGCAUGGUCUGUGAGUGAAAAGUAUAUAUUAGCUUGUGACUCCAUGACCUUGUUCAUAGAGCCUAUAUUUUAUGAUUUCUUUACAAGAAGCUUGGUACCUAGGAAGCACUAUUGGCCCAUCAGCAACACCAACCAAAGCAUGUGCAAUGAUAUUAAGUAUGCUGUUGACUGGGGUAAUGCCAAUCCAGACAAGGCAGAAGCAAUUGGAAAAGCAGGGACAAGCUUCAUUGAAGAGAACCUAAAAAUGAAGUUUGUGUAUGAUUACAUGUUUCAUUUACUGAAUGAAUAUGCAAGGCUUCUGAGAUUUGAACCAACCAUACCUGCAGGAGCUGUUGAGAUUUGUUCUGAGAAUUUUGCCUGUCCCUUGAAUGGUAUAUGGAGGGAGUAUAUGGUUGAGUCCAUGGUCAAGUCUCCAAGUGAUACACCUCCAUGUACAAUGGCUUCACCUUAUGGUGAAAAUGAGGGUGAGGAAAAAUAAGCUAUGGAAGAAUGGUAAUUUAGAUAAAUGGGAAAUAUUUUAUCAUUUUUUUUGUUGUAAAAUAACAUUAUUAUAUAUACAUGUAGCCAAUC